Messenger RNA from Archocentrus centrarchus (flier cichlid), 1590 nucleotides. Its product is annotated as sarcalumenin-like. The transcript is spliced from 2 exons. The record is from RefSeq and is a predicted model, not a curated record. NCBI's taxonomy places the organism in Eukaryota, Metazoa, Chordata, Actinopteri, Cichliformes, Cichlidae. The coding region runs from base 175 to 1422 and encodes 415 amino acids.
GAGACUUCCAUUCCUGAGUCAAUUCAAAGUUCAGCCUCAUGCGAAACAAAGUCUGAACUCACACAGGAUGUUGAAGAGACCAGUGAAAGCCCUUCAGACAGCUCAGAGGAAGAACCAGACACUGUCGUGGUUCAAACAACACCAGAGCCUACAGAUUCUGAGAGGAAAAGGCAAAUGAAAAAAAGGAAAACUGUGUUCCAAAAAGUGUCAGAAACACUGAAAAAACGUUUUAAAAGAAAAAUAGAACCCAUAUCUGAGGAGGCAACAUCUGAAGAGGACACCGCUGAUGGUUCAAGCUCUUCUGAAUCAACAGUGAUAGACGAGAACGCACCAGAGCAGAAUGUCUAUGAAGAACACAGAAGUGAUGAGGUUCUGUUGCCUUCUUCUGCUAAAGAGGUGAGGGAACCAAUACCUGAGCCGGUGGACAGCCCCUCUCGGGGGUGUCAUGAAACAGUGAGUGAGACUUCCAUUCCUGAGUCAAUUCAAAGUUCAGCCUCAUGCGAAACAAAGUCUGAACUCACACAGGAUGUUGAAGAGACCAGUGAAAGCCCUUCAGACAGCUCAGAGGAAGAACCAGACACUGCUCAAGAGGUGAAGGAACCAAUACCUGAGCCGGUGGAGAGCCCCUCUCGGGGGUUUCAUGAAACAGAUGUUGAAGAGACCAGUGAAAGCCCUUCAGACAGCUCAGAGGAAGAACCAGACACUGUCGUGGUUCAAACAACACCAGAGCCUACAGAUUCUGAGAGGAAAAGGCAAAUGAAAAAAAGGAAAACAGUGUUCCAAAAAGUGUCAGAAACACUGAAAAAAUGUUUUAAAAGAAAAAUAGAACCCAUAUCUGAGGAGGCGUCAACAUCUGAAGAGGACACCGCUGAUGGUUCAAGCUCUUCUGAAUCAACAGUGAUAGACGAGAACGCACCAGAGCAGAAUGUCUAUGAAGAACACAGAAGUGAUGAGGCUCUGUUGCCUUCUUCUGCUAAAGAGGUGAGGGAACCAAUACCUGAGCUGGUGGACAGCCCCUCUCGGGGGUGUCAUGAAACAGUGAGUGAGACUUCCAUUCCUGAGUCAAUUCAAAGUUCAGCCUCAUGCGAAACAAAAUCUGAACUCACACAGGAUGUUGAAGAGACCAGUGAAAGCCCUUCAGACAGCUCAGAGGAAGAACCAGACACUGCUCAAGAGGUGAAGGAAUCAACACCUGAGCUGGCAUGGAGCCCCUCUCAGGCAUUUCAUGAAACAGUGAAUCACCAAAAUCCUGCUGGUUUCCAGCAAGCCACAGCUGAGCCACCUGAAAUGGGCUAUCCAGAGGCCACAGACUUUGCACACAUGGAGCAGCAGCUGACAGAGUUCUUCGUGAUUGUGCUAGAAUAUGUCAGAAAUAUCAGCAUAACUAUCUACAUGGAAUCAAAUAAUCCGCCGCCUCCAUAAAGAAAAGAACAGAUUGACGAGAACAUCUGUAAAAGUGGUCAGUCCUGAAUGCGUCCCCAAGAGUCUGACUUCAGUCUCAGCCUUCUCUACCUUAACUUUCUCACCAUUCUUUUUUAUCCCCCUUUCCGUCCUCUUUCUUUCCCUUCUCUUAAUUACUGGUGAUGGUCA